AUGCAGCCGGAGGUAGAUCUAAUUCCGGUGCUGUUGGUGGUGGAGGCAGGGGCAACGGUGGUGCUGGUGGAGGAGUGGCUUUGGUCUCCUGGCUACCUGGUGGUGUUGGUGGCAGGAUGUAGUACCAACAAGACCUGGGCCAACUAUACUGAAUGUGCUCUGCUCUUCUCCUCCAAGAGCUGCAGCUGCCAGAAGGAGGUGUUUGACCGUCUGCACCUGAUGUACACCAUUGGCUACUCCAUCUCCCUGGCCUUCCUCAUUGUUGCUGUCUGCAUCCUCUCCUAUUUCAAGCGCCUGCACUGCACACGCAACUACAUCCACGUCCACCUCUUCACCUCCUUCAUCUGCCGGGCUCUCAGCAUCUUCCUCAAGGACAUGGUGCUCUACUCAGGCAAUGAGACAAGCAAGAUGAGGGAGGAAGACUUCAAAGCAGGAAUGAGCAUCUUGCUGACCCUACACCCACAGGUUGGCUGCAAGGUGGUGGUGACUCUCUUCCUCUAUUUUCUGGCCACCAACCACUACUGGAUCCUGGUGGAAGGUCUCUACCUGCACAGCCUGAUCUUCAUGGCCUUCCUCUCCAACAAGAACUACCUGUGGGUCCUCAUCAUCAUUGGCUGGGGUCUCCCUGCUGUGUUUGUGUCCAUCUGGGACAGUGUCAGGGCUUCUCUGGCUGAUACACAGUGCUAUGACCUCAGUGCAGGGAACAUGAAGUGGAUUUAUCAAGUGCCCAUCUUGGCCUCCAUCGUGGUGAACUUCUUCCUCAACAUCAUGAGGGUGUUGGCCUCCAAGCUCUGUGAGACAACCACAGGGAAGCUGGACCCCAGACAGCUUGCCUUGAAGCUGCUCAAGUCCACACUGGUGCUGAUGCCCCUUUUUGGGGUGCACUACGUGGUGUUCAUGGCAAUGCCCUACACUGAUGUCUCUGGGGUGCUGUGGCAGAACCAGAUGCAUUAUGAGAUGCUCUUCAACUCCUCUCAGGGUUUCUUUGUGGCUUUUAUCUACUGCUUUUGCAAUGGGGAGGUGCAGGCAGAGAUCAGGAAAGCCUAUUUCCAGAGGAGCCUGGCGCUGGACCUGAAGCAGAAAGCCCGCGGCAACAGCGGGGCGGGGAGCUGCUGCUCAGCCGGCCCCACCUCCCAGGGCACCAGCCUCCAGCCCAGCAGCAGCCUCGGCGGCAGCUUGGCAGAGCGAGGGGGCUGCCAGCAGCAGGGGCUGGCCCUGCCCGGCCCCUCCAGCCUCCCGGGCUCCGCCUCCCCCGGCCGCGGGGAUGCAGGAUAG
Colius striatus (speckled mousebird) is the source of this 1275-nucleotide messenger RNA. Its product is annotated as parathyroid hormone/parathyroid hormone-related peptide receptor-like. The transcript has 11 exons. Bases 1 to 1275 code for a protein of 424 amino acids. Gene Ontology annotation, biological process: adenylate cyclase-modulating G protein-coupled receptor signaling pathway; cell surface receptor signaling pathway. The record is from RefSeq and is a predicted model, not a curated record. Gene Ontology annotation, molecular function: peptide hormone binding; parathyroid hormone receptor activity; G protein-coupled peptide receptor activity. Gene Ontology annotation, cellular component: plasma membrane. NCBI's taxonomy places the organism in Eukaryota, Metazoa, Chordata, Aves, Coliiformes, Coliidae.